Molecule: messenger RNA, 1373 nt
Organism: Brassicogethes aeneus
Lineage: Eukaryota; Metazoa; Arthropoda; Insecta; Coleoptera; Nitidulidae
Source: the annotation of a GenBank genome assembly
AGGUUUGGAUGCUUUGUUCCGAACUCAGUACAGCUUCGAAAAUGGCAGAAAAACGAUAUUCUUACAUUGAUGAGGAAAUCGAUAUAAAACCGUCUACUGAAUUAAUUCCUGAUGAGUACGAACAUAAAUUGAACGAGAAAAUUGAUGUGCAUUUAUUUAGAUCUUUUACCUAUGAUGGGCAAGCAAAUUUGAUAGAAACGCUAAAAUCAAUCGAUCUUAACUUGGAAGAAAACAUUCAUGAUGUGAAAGAUGAAGAGACCUUAGAAAAAAAAUUAACAAACAUUAAAGAGGAGUGCCAAAAUAAAGAUGGAAUUAUGUUGAUAUUUAAUUUUUACUGGGAAGAAAAAGGCAAAAUUCACUUUAAAGGUUCGGAUUAUGAUGUUACAAAAAUAUGGCAACAAUUUACGACGAAAAAUUGCCCUUCUUUAAAAAACAAACCUAAGAUAUUUAUUUUUGCUCUGGAAUAUAAAGAUACUGGUACUGAUGGUGCGAGCCAUUUUACAAAAACUAUGGAUGAUACUUAUGACACUCCAUCUGAAGCGGACAUUUUAAUAGUAUACAGUGCUGCUAUCCAUGGAUAUGCUAAAGAUUUCUUGGAAAACCUAAGCUAUAACAUCAAAGAAUACGGAAAAUCGGAAGACCUCUUAACUUUGGUAGCGAUUACGGACAUGUCACCAAGACCGGUGUGCAUUUCCACAUUAACCAGAAAAUUUUACACCACAGUUAACUCUGAAAGAGGUCACCAGUUGUACAUUAACGAAAGUGCAGCGGAUAUUUUGCAUGCUUUGGAAAACAUUCACGGAAGAAUCGCUGAACUUGAAGGUAUAAAUUAUAAUUUCCUGAUUGGUCAGGAGGAAAUUAAGAAGAAAGAUAAAAGGAAGUUCAGCUUUAGGAAUUUCAUAGGGAGCUCGUCAAAAAAAGAGGAGAAAAAGGAUAGGAACAAAGAGAAAAUUAAAGAAGGAAAAAUUGCAAAUCAUGACGCUCCAACUAAAGAUACGAGGAAUGGUCAACCAAGUAUCGAACCAAAUUCGAUGCCCGGUACGUCGAAAAAAGAUAAACUUGAAGAAGAAAAUAUACAAGGUCAAGCUAUAAAGAAUCGUCGAGCAAGUAACGAACCCAGAAAAAGACUUCCUUCUGUGAAUAGUGAUUUUCCAAAAAAAAUUCCGGAUAGAAAAUUAUCUGAUUGCAAAGCCAAGCCACCGCCAUGGAAGUAAUGAGUUUUAAAUUCUUUUAAAACUUAAUACCUACUUUUUUCCUCACUAAAAAUAUCAAUCUAUUUCUUAUUUUUUUCUUCAAAAUUAAACUAUUUACUUAUUUACUCAUAAAGAACACUAAAAAUUGUAAUCAGAGUUGAAUAAAUAUUAUUAUUAUUA